Molecule: messenger RNA, 1734 nt
Organism: Candidozyma auris
Lineage: Eukaryota; Fungi; Ascomycota; Pichiomycetes; Serinales; Metschnikowiaceae
Product: glycosyltransferase family 15 protein
Exons: 1
Coding region: 1-1734 (577 amino acids)
Biological process (GO): protein N-linked glycosylation; cell wall mannoprotein biosynthetic process
Cellular component (GO): Golgi apparatus; membrane
Molecular function (GO): alpha-1,2-mannosyltransferase activity
Source: RefSeq, a predicted model, not a curated record
AUGGCUUCAAAGCACUAUUCUGACAUCCCUUUUACAAAGGAGUCUGAGGUAGUACAGCAGACGUCCCCCAUGAUGCUUCAAAGACUUCAUUAUAGACUUCGCCGUUUGAGCUUCCCACGCUUGACUUCUCUACGAAGAGUGCUCCUUUUACUUUUCAUUUCGCUAGUGGUUAUACUGUACUUGCUAGUUCAUAUUACAUACAUACGGUCUAGAAAGAAUUUCGAUGAUGGGAUCGAUAAACCUGACUUCAAAAACAAAGCAGACAAGCGCAUGGGCAUGAAGGACUUAAGCUCCAAGAUUGAUUUCCCAUUUCAAGUCGGUUGCAGAGUGCCUGACGUUGAUGCACCCCGAGCAAAUGCGUCGCUUGUCAUGCUAGCACGAAACUCCGAGCUAGAGGAUGUCAUUAAGUCGAUGGACUCUCUCGAGCGACACUUCAAUCAGUGGUUCAACUACCCCUGGGUCUUUUUGAACGAUGAGGCGUUUGACGAAGUUUUCAUUGAAACAGUGCAGAGGCACACUCAUGCUAAGUGUGAUUUCGGUAGGGUGUCUCCUGAUAAGUGGAAUUUCAAUCCAGACAUAGAUCCAGAGUUCCUCAAGGAGAGCAUAGAGAGCCAGGGCGACAGAAAAAUUAUGUACGGCAAUAUGGAGUCAUACCAUAAGAUGUGUCGAUUUUAUUCUGGGGAGUUCUUUAAGCAUCCUUUAGUUCGAAGGAACGAGUGGUAUUGGCGCGUGGAGCCCGAUGUUCAGUUUUUCUGUGACAUCACUUACGACCCAUUCAUUGAGAUGGAAAAGCAUAAGAAGAAGUAUGGUUUCACGGUGGCAAUCACCGAGAUAUUCUACAGUGUACCGUCACUUUUCUCAGCAACCAAAAAUUUCAUUCAGGAAAGGGGGAUACAAGUUGGUACUGCUUGGGAGCUCGUGGCUAAGAAGUACGGAAGAGUUAUAGGAGAGCAUGCUCAUGAGUACAGAGACUACGAGGAAGUAAGCAAGUCUAAGUUCGAAGACCUCGUUGAGAGGAACCUCAAUCUAAGGCGCAUACUCUCCAAGCCAAACAAGGCCGACAAUGACUUGAGGGUGUUCACGGAAGCAAGUCCAGUUAGAGAUAUCUUCGAAGAAUCUUACGCCAAGCCCAACCUAUUUCAUGACAAGUUCGACGAUGAGGAAUAUAACUUAUGUCACUUUUGGUCUAAUUUUGAGAUUGCCCGUACUGACCUAUUUCUUUCGGAUGAUUACCAAGCAUACUUCGACUUCUUGGAGAACGAUGGUGGAUUUUAUAGAGAGCGCUGGGGCGACGCACCCAUCCACUCGAUUGCCGUUUCUAUGCUUUUGAGUCGUGAAGAAUUGCACUACUUCCGUGACAUUGGUUACAAGCAUACCACGAUGGGCCAUUGCCCCAAUAACGCACCAGGCAAACAACUUCCCUACAAGGCAGCCUACCCGGAAUUUUCGCCACAAAAAGACAACUCAAUUUUCAGUAUAUUCAAAAAAUCAAGUCCCGAUGCUACUGCUCGAAACGGUGUGGGCUGUCGGUGCGAGUGUCCCGUUGGUCAUAAGGACUACGAGGAUUUCUCCAGCACAUGCAUCAAGCAUUUCGCUUACGUAAUGUCUGACGACUUCAAAGAGCAAAAGCCAAUUGACGUUGACAAAAUAGAGAACAAGGUGAACGAGAAAAUUGACCGAUACCUCAAGCUUGGGGGUAAAUUGGGGGAGCACUCCAUCAAGAAUUUGCAAUGA